Molecule: messenger RNA, 363 nt
Organism: Botrytis deweyae
Lineage: Eukaryota; Fungi; Ascomycota; Leotiomycetes; Helotiales; Sclerotiniaceae
Exons: 3
Coding region: 1-363 (120 amino acids)
Source: RefSeq, a predicted model, not a curated record
AUGACCGGUGUCAACAAAAUCUGUCUUUGGUGUCCAAUAGGGCAAAGAACUCCUGACAGAUGCAGUCCGGAGAACCACAAGUUAUCGAAUUCUUCCCCAAGUGCCUCGAACGAAGGUUCUACACAAUCGUCUGGUUUAACAUAUGAUGCUUCUGGUGCUAAGGAUGAAUCUCAAGGUCUUGCAGCUCCGUUGAGAGAAGAUGCACCAUGGAAUGUUCGAUAUAAAAAGACCGAAGAAACUCUUGAGAAUGUUCUCGUGAAGAGAUUCAAAGACCCGGCAUUGGGAGGUCGCAGCAAUUUGACAGUGUUUCCGAUUACUUCGGCUGUGUCGAAACGUCUAAUGGUUCCGUGGCUGCAAGCAUGA